This is a messenger RNA of Venustampulla echinocandica, 648 nucleotides long. RefSeq lists its product as uncharacterized. The coding region runs from base 1 to 648 and encodes 215 amino acids. The transcript has 2 exons. The record is from RefSeq and is a predicted model, not a curated record. NCBI's taxonomy places the organism in Eukaryota, Fungi, Ascomycota, Leotiomycetes, Helotiales, Pleuroascaceae.
AUGAUAUAUCGCUAUGCAAAGAGAAAUCUCUUUACUUUUUCCUUCUACGCCUCGUUGCUUUGCUAUGGCAUUCAAGCAUGCAGAACAUCUUCGAAUAAUCCAUGGACAGUGCAACUGCCCACCUCGACAACUCCAAUCCAUACCCAUUUCGCAGCGAGCAUUGCUGGAGUUACUAGUGAUAAUAAAUACUCUAUCGCUAUAACCGGCAACACAGGCAAUAUCACCCAGAAUAAUCGAACAACCGAUGUAAUCAUUAAGGAUCAGAUUCCUUUUGGUGGAUCUCUUGUGCUAUAUAGCUUCAUCGGAACGGAUGCAGAUAGCAUCCUUUUAGGCUGGGCGUAUUGCACAGGGGAUGAGCUUACGUCGUUGUUCCUCGAAGCGACGGAUAGAACCGCGGGCUUCACAAACAGUCCUAUAACAGGCAGCUGCAACAUUGCAAAUGAAGCAACGAGCGUCAACCUCGUGACAAAUGCCGGGUGCCUAAGUGUCACACAACCGUCUAUAGUACCAGCAAUAGAUGGAGGCAACAAACUUUCUCUCCAGAACAGCAGCGUCGGCAAUGUCACACUCGGCCGUGAGGAAUUCAAUCUGAUUCCGUUUGCAAUCAUCGAUUGCUCUCGCUGCUCAGCGGGGAGUUUAGCAGCUUGA